AUGAAUCGCCACAAUGGAGAGCAGCGCGCGUUUUGUGUCCGUGCAUUUUAUGAGAAUGCUCAAUCUUAUGUGACUGUUCGGCGGCUUUAUCGUGCUAAAUUCGAAUUGCGGCGCAUCUGUGAGUGUCCAAGUACUAAUUUAAUUAAACAAUGGAUCCAAAGAUUUGAAAGAACAGGAUCGACACAAAAAAAAGGCCUCGCGGUCGCCAGAGUUUCACGGACCGAUGAAAACAUUCAGCGAGUUAGGGAGUCUGUACGCGCUAAUCCACGAAUGUCGGAGCGCAAACGUUCGUCGACGUUGGGAGUCUCUAGAUCGACAUUGCAGCUUGAUUUAAAAUUUCAUCCUUAUAAGAUACAGCUAGUGCAGGAAUUAAAGGCAAAUGAAAUACGGGAUGAGUUCAACAAUUUCAACAACAUCCUGUUCUCUGAUGAAGCCCAUUUUUACCUGAAUGGAUUUGUAAAUAAACAGAACUUUAUAAUAAGUUCUAAUAAUAAGUGCUUAUAUUACUCAAAACAAAUUAAAUACUCUAAUAAUCCAACAACUCUGCAGCAAUUGAAGCUGAACAUUCGGCAAGAAAUGGAAUCCAUUUCGAGGGAAACUCUAACGAAAGUUUUCCAAAAUUUUGAUGCCAGAUUGGAAGAAUGCUGUAACCGUCAUGGACGUCAUUUGGACAACGUAGUUUUUAAAAAGUAA
Messenger RNA from Pieris macdunnoughi, 693 nucleotides. Lineage: Eukaryota; Metazoa; Arthropoda; Insecta; Lepidoptera; Pieridae. The record is from the annotation of a GenBank genome assembly.